AUGUUCGGCUGCCUGGUGGCGGGCAGAAAAAAGAGCGCGGUACAAGCAGCUCCCCAACAAGUGGCUGAAGACAAAUUUGUAUUUGAUUUACCAGACUAUGAAAACAUCAACCAUGUGGUGGUCUUCAUGCUGGGAACUAUACCAUUCCCAGAAGGAAUGGGAGGAUCUGUCUAUUUUUGUUAUCCAGACCAGAGUGGGAUGGCUGUGUGGCAGCUGCUGGGGUUUGUCACUAAUGAGAAGCCAAGUGCCAUCUUCAAAAUUUCUGGUCUGAAAUCUGGGAAGGGAAGUCAACAUCCCUUUGGUGCUAUGAACCUCCCUCAGACACCAACGGUGGCCCAGAUUGGAAUCUCAGUGGAACUGCUGGAGAACCUGGCCCAGCAGACUCCUGUGGCAAGUGCUGCUGUGUCAUCAGUGGAUUCAUUCACAGAGUUCACUCAGAAGAUGUUGGAUAACUUCUAUAACUUUGCUUCCUCAUUUGCUGUCACUCAGGCACAGAUGACCCCAAAUCCUUCUGAAGCUUUCAUUCCUGCAAAUGUAGUUCUGAAAUGGUAUGAGAACUUCCAGAGACGUCUCACACAGAACCCUCUCUUCUGGAAAACAUAAGCUUAAAUUGUGUCAUUUGAAGUGCUUUCUAAACGACGUUACCUGAAAGAUGCAGCAAGGGACUCCACUGCAGAAUUGGGGGGGGGAAACACAAACGAUUAGUCUGAACAGACAAACUUGUAACUUUUGUAUUACUCUUGAAAAUUAUUUAAAAUUAAAAUCCAUGAAAACUACUUGCCUACGCAUGAUUUUUUUUUUAAUUGAAGUACCUGCCUGCAACAAAAAAUCAGUGUUCUGUGUGCAUGUGUAGAAAUAUUCUUUUUAAGCUGCAUUUAGAGUGGAAGAAAGUACAAGAUGAAAAA
Molecule: messenger RNA, 905 nt
Organism: Cariama cristata (Red-legged seriema)
Lineage: Eukaryota; Metazoa; Chordata; Aves; Cariamiformes; Cariamidae
Gene: HIKESHI
Product: chromosome unknown open reading frame, human C11orf73
Exons: 5
Coding region: 1-603 (200 amino acids)
Biological process (GO): protein import into nucleus
Cellular component (GO): cytosol; nucleus
Molecular function (GO): Hsp70 protein binding; nuclear import signal receptor activity
Source: RefSeq, a predicted model, not a curated record